UGCCCGUCAAGAAAAGCCGACGCCGGCCGCUCCACUUUUCUGUGCCUUCGUCUUCUUCGCCUUCCCCCGCUGCCACUUCACAGCCACGUUGGAAGAAAGCGACGUCGUUGGGAUGGCAUAAUUCCUUUUGCCUGCGCUUGCUAACAUGGCCAACACCAUCUCGACUGUCCACCAAGUCCUCCUCGCGAUUCUCGGCCUGCUCUCGACCAUUGCGGCCGUUUAUGCCUUGGCCGAAGACACGUACCUGUCACCGUCGCCUCGGUUGGACGUGGCCAAUGUGUUUCUGCGCUUGUACCAACUCUUCUUUGCGCUCGUGCUGUUCUCGACGGCCGCGUUGGGGUGGAAGGUCCCGUUGAAGUGGUUCUCGUUCUUGGAAAGCUACGUCGGAUCGGGCUUGUUCGCCAUCUUCCUUGGUUUCUACACCUACCGACUCCUGAACGACUAUGGCCUUUACUCUGCCUGGAUCCACUUUGUCGUGGGCGGUCUCUUCGUUGUGUACGGCUUCUUUGCUGGUGAGCAACGGGCAGAAUACACCCCCAUCCUCCCCCAAUAAGUGCCACAACGUCGUCGUAGCUAGUAUGGAGCGAUCGGUCCCGUUAAACACUUUACACGUUGUCAUCUCCCUUCGGGAUCUUGUCUUUCUUGGGCGGACCCUUUCGCUUGG
Molecule: messenger RNA, 664 nt
Organism: Aphanomyces invadans
Lineage: Eukaryota; Oomycota; Saprolegniomycetes; Saprolegniales; Verrucalvaceae
Exons: 1
Coding region: 146-553 (135 amino acids)
Source: RefSeq, a predicted model, not a curated record